Molecule: messenger RNA, 4556 nt
Organism: Hemiscyllium ocellatum (epaulette shark)
Lineage: Eukaryota; Metazoa; Chordata; Chondrichthyes; Orectolobiformes; Hemiscylliidae
Product: endosialin-like
Exons: 3
Coding region: 17-2431 (804 amino acids)
Biological process (GO): cell migration
Cellular component (GO): extracellular matrix; external side of plasma membrane
Molecular function (GO): calcium ion binding; extracellular matrix binding; extracellular matrix protein binding
Source: RefSeq, a predicted model, not a curated record
GGGCCACCGGGACAGGAUGCUGCUGCUGCUGCUGCUGCUGGGGCUGGGGCUGGGGCUGGCCUGGGGGACCCAUCCCGGAGACAGGGGCCUGACGGUGAGAGCCGUCUGUGGGCCUGACUCCUGCUACACCGCUCACCUGGAGCGCAGGGCGUUCAGCGCCGCGUGGCGAGCGUGCCGGGAGCGAGGAGGCAACCUGGCCAGCAUCCGGAAGAGCCGGGAGGCCAGGCUGGUGGAGGAGCUGCUGGAGGGGCUCCCUGGGGACUGGGCGCAGGGGCCCCUGAAGUUCUGGCUGGGACUGCAGCGCCAACCGCGGCAAUGUGCCCCCCACAAGCCCCUGCGCGGUUUCACCUGGAUGACGGGGGACCAGGACACCUCCUACAGCAACUGGCUCCGGGAGGAGGUGCCAGGAUCGUGCCCGGCCAGUCGCUGCGUGGUGGUCAGCUAUGCCGCGGAGUCCAGCCACACCAACCACAAGUGGCUGGACGGUUCCUGCCGCCUGGCGGUGGACGGUUACCUGUGCCGAUUCUCCUCCCCCAGGGGCAUGUGCCCGGGCCUGGACGGGCACGAGCCCGUCUACAGCACGCCGUUCGGCGUCACCGCCCCGGCACUCCGGCACGUCCCCUUCGGCUCCGUGGCCACCCUGAGGUGCCCCGGGGGUGACACCCAGUCCCUGCUGUGCAUGGCGCGGGUGGAGGGGGCUCUGCCAGGGGUGGGUAGGGGGGUGGGCUGGUCCAGGGAGCCCCCCUUCUGCCAGGAGGAGGGGGUGCCGGGCUGGUGCGCCGGGGGGGCGAACGGUGGUUGCCAACACACCUGCGUGGACGAGGGUGCCUUCUACCACUGCCAGUGCCGGGACGGUUACCAGCUGGGGGAGGACGGGCGCUCCUGCGGCCCCCUGGAGCCCUGCCCGGGCGGGUUGGCCGAGGACGGGCAGUGCCUGGACGCGGGAGAGUGCCGGGGGGCUGGGUGCCGAGGGACGGGCGUCUGCGAUGACCCCCGGGGCUGCCCGUGCCAUGAGGGUUACCGGCUGGAGGGGGGCGAGUGCGUGGACGUGGACGAGUGCCAGAACAGGCCCUGCUCCCAGCUCUGCGCCAAUGCUGAGGGGUCCUACCUGUGCUACUGCCGGGUGGGCUUCACCCUGUCGGAGGGCGACGGCACCAGCUGCCUGGACGUGGACGAGUGCCAGUACCAGGGGGCGUGCCAGCAGGUCUGCAUCAACUACCCGGGGCGUUACCAGUGCCACUGUGAGGAGGGCUACACCCUAGAGCCCGAUGGUUACACCUGCCGCCCCCUCCGUCCGCACCUCCCACCCCCGCGUAGGGACUGGGGCACUCCCACCACCACCACCGCCCCCUGGAAACGACGCCCAGGCACCGCCACCGCCAGCAGGGGGCUACGUCCCGUAACACCGCCACCACCACCCCCACGCCAGGAAGGGGAGGAGCCCCUACCGAGAGCCAGGGUGCCCCCGCAGGUCCCUCCGCAUCCCCCCACCACCCCUCGCCCCACCCGGACCCCCCACCGCCUCCUGGAGAUGCAGGGGGCGUGGCUGAGCACCCACGCCCCAGACGGGACCCCCCAUCGCCCCCCAGAGACCCACGUCCCGGCUCCGAACCCCAGUUACCCCCCGGAGACGCGGGGGGCACUGGUCAAUGCCCCCAACCCAACUGGGACCCUCCAUCGCCCCCUGGAGACAGAGGGGUCACAGGUCAACAAGACCAGCCCCAAUGGGACCCUCCAUCGCUCCCUGGAGACAGAGGGGUCAUGGGUCAACAAGACCAGCCCCAAUGGGACCCUCCAUCGCCCCCUGGAGACAGAGGGGUCAUGGGUCAACAAGACCAGCCCCAAUGUGGCCCUCCGUCGCCCCCUGGAGACAGAGGGGUCACGGGUCAACAAGACCAGCCCCAAUGUGACCCUCCGUCGCCCCCUGGAGACAGAGGGGUCACGGGUCAACAAGACCAGCACCAAUGGGACCCUCCAUUGUUCCCUGGACUCAGAGGGGUCAUGGGUCAACAAGACCAGCCCGACCGGGAGCCCUAGUUACCCCACAGAGACACAGGGGGCAUUGGUGAACACCCCUGCCCACACCAAUACCCCACCUGCAUCAUCGGGUGGGGAGGUGACGGUGGACAAUGCUUCUGGGGGAGCAGGGGCCCACCGUGACUUUCGGCAGCACCGGGAUGACCGCUGGCUCCUGGUCAGCCUCCUGGUGCCCAUCUGCGUCUUCCUGGUGGUGAUGUUAGCACUGGGCAUCGUCUACUGUACCCGCUGCACCUGCGGAAAGAGCCGGAACAUCACCGACUGCUACCGCUGGACUAACCACAACAACGCCAAGGGGCCCCGGCCGGAUCCUGACAUCAACGCCACGCGGUUGGAGCGUGCUUCCUCACGACAGCCCGGAAACCUCUGGAGAACUGAUGUCACCCAUCUCUGAGUCAAGAGGCCGCUGGGAGGUGGGACAGACAUAGUCGAUUCUGCCUCACACCGGGAAGAGGUGAUGGUGCUCCCAGAAGACUGAAGCUACCGUUCUCUUCUUCAGCCAACACUGCUUCCUUCUCUCGGGAUUUCUCUGUUUUUAAUUGAUUGUUUAUGGACCUGGUGAACUGACGGCUAUUGGGCCUGGAACUUGCCUGAAUUGUUUGGGGCGUUACGAUGCCCAGUGGCCAAUCCGCGCUGUGUAACCCACGCGACCACUCACUCCCAGUCCCCUCCGAUCAGCACCCACCUCACCCACCCUCAACAUCUCCCCCCUUCGGCCUCCCUCUGACCGUCUCACCCACCGAUAUGGUGGGGUCUCAGUCCGCCAUCUCAGGUCCAGGGUCAACAUGGUUGAGGGGGAGGGCGGUGGUGGGGAUGGGAGUAGGUUUGGGAAUGGAAGUGAGAAUGAUGUGGGAUUGGGCGCAGGAUUGGGAAUGGGGUGGGCGUGGGUGUAGGAUUAGGAAUGGGUACAGGGUUGGGAAUGGGUGAGAAUGAGUAUAGGAUUGAGAAUGGACUGGGAAUAGAAUUGGAAUUUGAAUUGGGAAUGGGUGUAGGGUUGGGAAUGGAAUUGGGAAUGGGAUUGCGAAAAGGGUGGGAAGAGGUAAUAGGAUUGGGAAUGGCGUGGGAAUAUGUGAAGGAUUGGGAAUGAAACUAAGAUGGCAAGGUGGUGGAGAUGUCACUGGACACGGAAUCCGGAAACCAUUCAAUACGGAUCUGGGACUAUCAGCUUGGUGGGGGCCAUGGAUCCCAUCUCUGACCCGAUUUCCUUCAGGGAAGGAACUUUGCCGUCCUUACCCGGUCUGCCCUACACGUGACUCCAGUCCCACGUGUAGCAGACUCUUUUUAUGCCCUUGGGGUAAUUAGGGAUGGACCAUACAUGCUCGCAUCUCUCUGACGGGGAACAGGUUCGGAGUAGCCCACUUGACUCUGAUCCAGAGGCUGACAGAUACAGCUGAGGGCUGACCCCUCACACAGUCACGUUGGAGAUCCCAAAGCCAACCCACUUUACUAUCCCAUAAUCCAUCUCUUCAAACCCCUGGGGAACCUCCAGACUCCCUUCUGACUGGCUUCAUCAUCCCUGAACACUGAGUCAUCACCCGGCACUGAGGGAGUGGGCACACUAUCGGAGGGUCAGUGCUGAGGGAGUGGGCACACUAUCGGAGGGUCAGUGCUGAGGGAGCGGGCACUGUCAGAGGGUCAGUGCUGAAGGAAUGGACACUGUCAGAGGAUGAGUGCUGAUGGGGUGGACACUGUCGGAGGGUCAGUGCUGUGGGAGUGGGCACUGUUAGAGGGUCAGUGCUGAGGGAACGGGCACUGUCAGAGAGUCAGUGUUGACGGGGUGGACACUGUCGGAGGGUCAGUGCAGUGGGGGUGGGCACUGUCAGAAGGUCAGUGCUGAGGAAACGGGGCACUGUUGGAGGGUCAGUGCUAAGGGAUCGGGCACUGUCGGAGGGUCAGCGCUGAGGGAGGGAGCACUAUCGGAGUGGCAGUGCUGAUGGGGUGGGCACUGUCGGAGGGUCAGUGCGGAGGGGGUGGGCACUGUCGGAGGGUCAGUGCUGAGGGAGUGGGCACUGUCGGAGGGUCAGUGCUGAGGAAGUGGGCACUGUCGGAGGGUCAGUGCUGAGGGAGUGGGCACUGUUGGAGGGUCAGUGCUGAGGGAGUGCUGCACUGUCGGAAAGUCAGUGCUGAGGGAGUGGGCACUGUUGGAGAGUCAGUGCUGAGGGAGCGGGCACUGUCGGAGGGUCAGUGCUGAGGGAGUGGGCACUGUCGGAGGGUCAGUGCUGAGGGAGGGGAGACAGUCCCUUUUCCUGAUGUGAUCAGGUUCCUACAGCCCCUGUGAGCCCCCUGUCAGUCAGUGCUCGGUCUGCAGUUCGGCGGGCGGUGGGUAGAAUGUGGGGUUGAGCUGAGUAUAACCAGACGUUAUUGAGUGUGUGAAUGAGACCCUCCUGUUGGGGUCUCUCCCUGAUAUACCCCAGCCCCCCGGGCCCUGUCCUGAAUGUAGUGAACCGUGCUGAUGAUAUGGUGCCUGACACUAAUGCACAUUGAAGACAAUUUCAAAUAAAUAAACUAUUUUUCUUUCA